Messenger RNA from Dimorphilus gyrociliatus, 712 nucleotides. NCBI's taxonomy places the organism in Eukaryota, Metazoa, Annelida, Polychaeta, Dinophilidae. The record is from the annotation of a GenBank genome assembly.
AAUGAUUGCAGUAGCAUCUUUCGUUAUCCUUUUAACUUCAACUAUAGUCUAUGUAAGAAAGUUUUGGCUAAAAGAAAAGAAAAUUGAUACUACUGGAAAAAUUGUUUUGAUCACCGGUUGCGAUAGUGGUUUUGGUCUUGCUAGCGCUCUCAGACUACAUGAUAUAGGGUUAAGACUAAUUGUUACUUGCUUAAAUAACGAUAGCGUCGGAGCAAAACAACUGAAGAAGCUAUCAAACACGGACGUAUACAUUUUAAAUUUACGUAAUUGUACCGAAAUUGAAAAAUUCAUUAUUCAAUUGAAGGAUACUUUUAAAGGCGGAAUUUGGGCUAUAGUUAACAAUGCCGGAAUUGGAACUCCAGGAGAAUUACUUUCUAUGUCGGUCAAGCACGCUAAGAACAUAUUUCAAAGGUCAUCGUUUCGUAACGCAGCUAUUCAACUGUGGAAUGAUUUAGAAGACGAAAAGCGAAGCUUAUACAAUGAACAGGAUUUUUUUAAAAGAUUCGAAAAUAUGGCAACUAAUAUGGAUAAAGUUUCGGAGAUCAAUUUAAAUCCUGUAAUAGAGGCUAUUGAAAAUGCCGUAACAUCGCUUAAUCCCAAAAUAAGAUAUCCGGUCGGUAAAGGGGCCAGAAUUUUUAACAUUGUUUAUAGCUCUUUACCAGUUAACUUGCAAUUUAAAUUGCGAAAAUUUACGUCGACGACAAGAAAUUAA